AUGGCCCAAUAUCGAGUGCUCUGCUCCAAUGGUGGAAAGGAUGAAGGCAUUGGUGGCACUUGGGACGGCAUCAAGGAAGCCGUCAUGGAUCCUUUCACGUGGUUCUUUUGCCUCAUGCACUUCGCCUUGGUCACUGCUCAAGCUUUCAAGGAUUUCAUGCCUUCGAUCGUCAAAACUUUCGACCUAGGCGAGCUGACAACCUAUUUCAUUCAAGCGCCUCCUUAUGCUUUGCAUAUGCAUUUGCAUGCGCCUGUGCCUGGUCGUCAGGACGCCAACAUAGGCGCCCGCUACUUCGGCCUCUUCCUUCUCAUCUCCGGCACCUACAACGGCCUCAAUCUGCAACUGUCUUGGGAGACAACCGUCGUGCCGGCACCCCCUUACUUCUGGCCCCGCGCCCACAAGCCCUUUUACCGCCUCGGCGGCGGGCUCGUCUUGAAGCUGAACAAGAAGCUGGACAUUGCCGAGGGAUGGUCGGAGCAUUCGGGCGUGGAGCGGGGCUGGAGAUUCGUAUACUGA
Messenger RNA from Verticillium dahliae VdLs.17, 516 nucleotides. RefSeq lists its product as uncharacterized. Bases 1 to 516 code for a protein of 171 amino acids. The record is from RefSeq and is a predicted model, not a curated record. NCBI's taxonomy places the organism in Eukaryota, Fungi, Ascomycota, Sordariomycetes, Glomerellales, Plectosphaerellaceae. Gene Ontology annotation, cellular component: membrane. The transcript is spliced from 5 exons. Gene Ontology annotation, molecular function: transmembrane transporter activity.